Pomacea canaliculata is the source of this 1789-nucleotide messenger RNA. RefSeq names its product EGF-like domain-containing protein 1. The coding region runs from base 127 to 1569 and encodes 480 amino acids. NCBI's taxonomy places the organism in Eukaryota, Metazoa, Mollusca, Gastropoda, Architaenioglossa, Ampullariidae. The record is from RefSeq and is a predicted model, not a curated record. The transcript is spliced from 11 exons.
CGGGUGGCAGGAGUGGCAUUGUGCAGUCGUUUCGUUGGACCCGUCGUCACCUGUUGUUUGUUUGUUUUGUACUGGUCGUCGCCAUAAGCUGUUCCAAGGCUCGGCUAUUCAAGAACCUUUUCGAAGAUGAAAAGGCAGUGUACGACGACGGUCCUGCUGGCUCUGCUUGCAGCAGUCUUCACUGGUCGUCUGCUACAGACGACAGCAAACAAAAACGGGUUUUUCGACUGCCGUCGGCAAGGCUUGAGCUGCGGUGCUAAUGGCUUCUGCGACAUGGAGGGGAGAUGCGCGUGCAAAGAGAACCAUUCUGCGAUAUUCGGACAGUGCGUGGACGAAAAGACACUUGAAGGAAAUUGCACGAACGACAGUUUCUGCGAGAACGGAGGACUGUGCCGCGUGGUCCGAAAUGAAAGUGUCUGCUUCUGUCAAGAUGCCUUCCAAGGAGAGAGAUGUCAAAGAAAGCGUUUGGAAGUAAAAUGCUACCUGCAUGGAAUGGAGAUCGCUGUCAGACCCUUCCCUGGGUUCCAAGGCAUCGUAGCUUCGCGCUUCAACCCCGUGGACGAGUGUCGACUGAAAGAAAACAUUAGCGACCCGACCGGACCACUCUUCCACACCAUCGUCCCGUUCGGUUCUGGAGACAAGUAUUGUGGCAUGAUAUCAACAUUAAUUAAUGGCAGCCGACUGUACCAGAUGGAUGUGGUCAUACAGUACACACCACAGAUUGUCUUCAACACCGACCAGCUGCUGACCUCCACGUGCGUCUUCUCCAAGACGGGUCAGGUCGAGCUGCAAGUGGGUCAGCCGUACAUAGACAGCGGGAACCUGACCAAAGCGGAAGACUCGAAGGACAUUACUCCACUCAUCUUCGAGGUUAAGGACAAAAACGGCUCCAACCUACACAAAACCUCAACCGUAACUGUCGGCGAUGAGCUCAACCUAGUCGUCAAAAUGCAGAAUAACGCAGCUUUCACCUACUACAGAGUGCAUGCAGCCAGCGCCAGCAACGGCAGAGAUACGUUCGCCCUUGUGGAAAACGGGUGUCCACGAAAACACCAGGUGAUCCGGGAAUUCUCCUCCAUCGCCGGUAACACUACAACGACUGUCACCAUUCCAAUAUUCGCCUUCAAGUUCGUCACUGGGGAUAUAGUGUACUUCAGAGUCGUCGUCUUCAUGUGUGAGGAAAGCAGUGGUGCCUGCCAGACGGUGAUGUGCGACAGUCAAACGGAUAUCGCCAAUAACCGGUUGAGGCGUCAGCGCAGAGCUACCGAGGAAGAGGUGGUCCUCACCGGCCAGGUGCGGGUCAAGAUGCCUGGCGAAACACUGGAGGAUAACAGCGAAGAGCUGGACGCAGGAGAGAUGGAGGUGUGCAUGCAGCAGCCGGAAGUGCAGAUGAUGGCCAUCUUGCUGGGGACGGGCGUGGUGGCGCUAGCCAUCGCUUGUGUCGCUGUCUUCACCUGCAUGUGGCGCAGAGCUCGUCGUCAAGAGGACAAACUCUCAUCUCCUAGCCCCUCUUCAUCUUCAGAACAGUCGUUCUCCAUCCCUCGAGCAAAGUUUGAGGCGGCGUACUGAGGGGUCUACCCACUGCUCCUGUCUGGAUAUUUUGGUGUCUUCUCGUGUCAGAACUCCAUCAGAACUGCAGAUUCUUGUGUCCUGAAUUUCUGACUUUAAAAGUUGAUGCAGUUUAUAUUCUACAGUGAAUUGUAACAGUACAAUUUAUAAUUUAUAUCUGCGCCAAGUUGAUUCCCAAACUAUGAUCUAUUGUAUUCAGCUAAUAAAUGUUUCAUCAGUA